CUUUUGUGUCUAGUUUAUGGAAAGAGCAAAGCCUGUCCCCUCUGUAACACUGAGAUGCCAAACAGACAGGUGUGGGUGUCAGACCAGGUGACUCUGAAAUGCCUCUGUUCCAGUACUUAUUGUUAAAGGCAUUGGAGAAGGAUCAUGGAGUUCCUGCCGCCCUUCCAGCGCGUGCUGCAGCCCGAGGAGAUGUGGCUCUACAAAAAGCCCUACGUCGAAGCGGACCACGUCCCCACCGUCUUCAUGUUUUUCAUCGCAUUUCUGUCUCCCUUGUUGCUCAUCCUGCUGGCGAGGCUGUUCAUGGGCGCUGACCACGAGGACACGAGGGAAGCCUGCCUUGCUGCCAGCCUUGCUCUUGCCCUGAACGGGGUUUUCACCAACGCCCUGAAGCUCGUUGUGGGGAGGCCACGGCCCGACUUCUUGCAGCGCUGCUUCCCGGACGGCCGAGCCAACGCCGAGCUGCUGUGCACGGGGGACGCCCGCAGGGUGACCGAGGGCCGCAAGAGCUUCCCCAGCGGGCACGCCUCCUUUGCCUUUGCUGGUCUUGCCUUCUCCGCCUUCUACCUGGCAGGGAAGCUGCACAGCUUCGUUCCAGGCCGGGGGGGCCGGGCCCUGCGCUUCUGUGCCUUCCUCCUCCCCCUCUUCCUCGCCACCCUCAUCGGCGUGUCCCGCACCUGCGACUACAAGCACCACUGGGAAGAUGUGCUGGCUGGCUCAGUGAUGGGCUUGGUGCUCGCCUACCUGUGCUACAGGCAGUACUACCCUCCCCUGACAGACACCACGUGCCACAAACCAUCCCUGGCCAAGCCCAAAGCGCUGCCAGCACACGAGGAGAAGCCUCCAGCCCCCGGCUUCCACAUGAACAUUUAGUGCCAGGCUCUGUCCUGCCUCUCCUGGGUGCCAGGGCAGGGGGAGGCUGCUCAGGAGGAGUGAGGAUGAGCCCCUGGGCAGGUGUUCCCUGCCAAGCUGGUGAGUUUCCUGCCCUGGCCCUUGUGUUGCUUCAUUUCAUUGAAUUUUGUAGGCCACCCCUCUUCAGGCCCACUGUGGAGCAAGGGAGGCACUCGGGGUGCCAACCUGCACAAAGACAGUUGGGGUGUGAAGGUCCUGAACACAAACUGGGGAAAUGUGACAGCCCAGUGUGUCCAGUGUGGUGGCAGUUCUUGUGGCCAGUCCAGGAAGCACCAUUGGCCACCUCCCUGCAGUCCAGCCGAGCUGUCCCAGCCCUUCUCCUGGGAAAUGAAGUGCAGGACCUGCCAACUUGGAGCUUUUCUAAUUUCCCAAAUAAAGGAGUUUAAUUUUUGUAA
Passer domesticus (house sparrow) is the source of this 1304-nucleotide messenger RNA. It is a transcript of the gene PLPP5, whose product is annotated as phospholipid phosphatase 5. The record is from RefSeq and is a predicted model, not a curated record. Gene Ontology annotation, biological process: phospholipid dephosphorylation; phospholipid metabolic process. Gene Ontology annotation, molecular function: phosphatidate phosphatase activity. Lineage: Eukaryota; Metazoa; Chordata; Aves; Passeriformes; Passeridae. The transcript is spliced from 7 exons. The coding region runs from base 145 to 870 and encodes 241 amino acids.